Messenger RNA from Cylicocyclus nassatus, 356 nucleotides. The record is from the annotation of a GenBank genome assembly. Lineage: Eukaryota; Metazoa; Nematoda; Chromadorea; Rhabditida; Strongylidae.
AGGACCUAGAGUGCAAGUUCUAAAAACGCAGCGGCUUAGGUUCCCAUGCAUUCGCAUGUGAUCACAGCACUUCUAAUCGUCUCAGCAUCAAUUGCAUCAAUUGUGGGAGCUCCAGUGGAGCCUCUUGAAGCUGAUGUGGACGUGCCCGAUACAAAUGUCACAACCGUCACAGAAGCCCCCGUUGCAUUCCUACAAGUCACCGGAAUGAAGACCGGCUCAUGUGCCGAACAAUGUGCAAGCGAGUUUAUCACCAUGCACCACAUCGAACGUUCGCCGCAGGAGCAAAAGGAUGAAUCACUCAAAUGCAUAAAAAGAUGUCGUGCAACUGCUAAAUAGCAGGCAAUACAGAUUAUGAA